GCAAACUCGCGUCGAAAAGGCGGAGGGGACGACUAGUUUCGCCAUCUGGCUACGAGAACCAAAUCAAAAUUAAAAACGAACCGCUGCUGUCGAACUGACCUGCAUCUAGAAUGCUAGCGAACUGAAAGUGUUUUGUGCGUUCAGGUAAAUACAGCGUAGAAGAGCGUCGGGCGUGGCAACGUUACUCAUCAACAUCAUCGAGUCGCCGGUGAUAAAUUGACAGUUAAACAAUGUUAGCGUGAUUCUGUGAUCGUUGUUGUUACGAUGAGUGCCAAUAACGUGAACGCGUCGCCGGCAGCGGCAACGCAGCAGGCAACGGCCACAAUUAAAUCGCGUCCGAACAUAAUGCCGAGCAGUUACAUGUACACGUCGUCGAGUGCGCUUUUGAACCGCGGCGGCGGCGGAAACUCGGAAAACAAGCCCACGCCGCCGCCCACGCUCCCCAAAUACACGUCGAGCUUUAACGCGGGAAACGGCGGUUUGAAUCGCGACCGCGACAAGGAGAGCAUCGGCGGAUCGUACAGGCUGAGCAGCCUGGACAGGUUGGCCAUGCGGCAGAAGUUCAUGGACCAAUCGCCCGCCUCCACCCCGACCAACGGCCAAUCGGCGACCCCCGCGAACGGGGACGCAGCCCCCGCGAUCCAGACGAAGCGCGAGAUGUUCUUCACCGCGACGGAGGCCAACAACAAGGACUCCAAUCGCGUCAACAAAGAAAAAACUGCCGAAAACGCGACGAAAUCGCCUGAGAAGGAAUCGUCGGAAAACAGCAAAGAAACAACCCCGGAGAUAAUUAAAGAGCGUCCGAAACCAAAGGAGCUUGACGGCUACGUGGGUUUCGCGAAUUUACCCAAUCAGGUGUACAGAAAAGCCGUGAAAAAAGGCUUCGAGUUCACCCUAAUGGUGGUGGGCGAGUCCGGGCUGGGAAAAUCGACGCUGAUAAACUCGAUGUUUCUGACCGACAUCUACAACUCCACCGAUUACCCGGGCCCCACGCAAAGACUCAAGAAGACCGUCGCGGUGGAGACGACGCGCGUUGUUUUGAAGGAGAACGGCGUUAAUUUGACCUUGACCAUGGUGGACACCCCUGGAUUCGGCGAUGCCGUCGACAACUCGAACUGCUGGGCGCCGGUGAUCGAGUACAUAGAAAGCAAGUACGAGGACUACUUGAACUCUGAGGCGCGAGUUACGCGGAAGCUGCUGGCCGAUCAGCGAGUUCACUGCUGCUUGUACUUCAUACAGCCGAGCGGGCACGGCCUGAAAUCCCUGGACAUCGAGUUUAUGAAGAGGCUGUGCGACAAAGUCAACAUCAUCCCUAUUGUGGCGAAAGCCGACACGCUAACGUCCGAGGAAUGCGCUCUAUUCAAAAAACAAAUCCUGAACGAAAUCGCUCAAAACAAAAUCAAGAUCUACGAGUUCCCCGAUACGACCGAAGAAGACGAAGAGCACAAGCUGAACAAGUCGUUGAAAGAUCGCGUGCCUUUCGCCGUGGUGGGCUCCAACGCCGUCAUAGAGGUGGACGGUAAAAAAAUCAGGGGGCGCAAGUACCCCUGGGGCAUCGCCGAGGUGGAAAACUUGGAGCACUGCGAUUUCAUCGCGCUCCGCAACAUGGUCAUACGCACGCAUCUGCAGGACUUGAAGGACGUCACAAACAACGUGCACUACGAGAACUACAGGUGCAGGAAGUUGGCCGGGCUGGGUAGCGACGGUAAACCGUCUAGGAUUUCCAACAAGAACCCGCUGGCGCAGAUGGACGAGGAAAAACGCGAGCACGACGUGAAAAUGAAGAAAAUGGAGGCCGAAAUGGAGCAAGUUUUCGAGAUGAAAGUGCGCGAAAAGAAGCAAAAACUCAAAGACAGCGAGGCGGAACUGACUCGAAGACACGAGGCCACAAAGAAGCAGCUCGAACAGCAAGCAAAGGAGCUGGAAGACAAACGAAGGCAGUUCGAGGCGGAAAAAGAACAGUGGGAGAGGGAAAACCAAGUUACUGUGGAGGAACUGAGGAGGAGAUCGUUGGAGGGCAGUCGGGAGACUGUCGAUGGCAAGAAGGAGAAGAAGAAAAAGGGGUUGUUCUAACAUUCGAUGGAGCACUUCUACAAGUGAAUUAUGUCGAGAAAAAAUAAGUUCUUUCCGACCAUUAAAUUUCCAGUUAUUGGGUUUUAAUGUUUCCAAAACUAGGCAACUUUUGUUUCGUUGACUUUAAACCCCAUUAACAAAAACUAAUGGUCGGAAAAUAGUGCUUAAAACGGCGUGACACCCUGUAUAAUUUAGUUACAAUACCGCAUGUCUAUCAUGUAGCAAGAAAAAAAAACUAGAAGAUCCCCAUACUGCCGAGGAGUAAGUAACUUUUACGUUCCACUUGUCAGUCUGAAUUUUUUACCAUGAUAACUAGCGAGCUGAUCAAUGUUAGACCUUAAAAAUUAAGACAGUAUAAACAAUCGCAAGGGAAAUAUGAAUACGUUGAAAUAGCUCCCGAAAAAUAUUUUCAGUGUCGUUUAAAGGACAUUUUGCUUGAAAGCAUUGUGCCAUUUUAUGUUUUAUUUAUAAUUUUAUAUUUAUAAAGAAUUUUUUGAGAAAUUUAUUGUUUUAAAUACGAUGCUAAAUUUCUUUGAGUGACUAUAAAAUAUAUAUUAAAAAAAAUGUAUUGACGAAUGUAUGUAAUACAAAAAUAAAUCAUCUCAAUAAUUUACAUGUGCCUUUUAUUUACC
This is a messenger RNA of Brassicogethes aeneus, 2705 nucleotides long. The record is from the annotation of a GenBank genome assembly. Lineage: Eukaryota; Metazoa; Arthropoda; Insecta; Coleoptera; Nitidulidae.